Molecule: messenger RNA, 2599 nt
Organism: Manduca sexta (tobacco hornworm)
Lineage: Eukaryota; Metazoa; Arthropoda; Insecta; Lepidoptera; Sphingidae
Product: thyroid adenoma-associated protein homolog
Exons: 9
Coding region: 40-2376 (778 amino acids)
Biological process (GO): tRNA methylation
Cellular component (GO): cytosol
Source: RefSeq, a predicted model, not a curated record
CGCAGGCUGUGGCGGUGCCGCGGCGCAGCGCUGCACCGCAUGCCGCGCGCGUGGCUGCGGCGCCUGCUGCACGCCGUCACGGCGCCGCGCGGACAGCUCUGCGCCACGCGCCGGAGCGCCGGCGUGCCCUUCAUGAUACAGGCGCUAGUAACUAGUGAAGUGCAAGCCCUCGGCAGUUCUCGAUGUUUCCACGAUUGCGUUACGCAACUCAUUCAACGCUGUAGCACAAAUUUAACAAAAGAAAGCAUACAGCAAUCUACAUCAGAGGCAGAAGAAUCUAGAAGGAUAAAGGAAGAUGUAGAGUUGUGUAGUGAGACGGAAGAGGCGGAGGUGUGGGCGCGGUGCUGCAACGUGUUGCGCGCGCUGGUGCGCGGCGCGGCGCUGCAGGCGGCGGGCGCGGCGCACGCGCAGGACGCGCUGCUCGCCGCGCUGCACGGCUUCCAGCGCCGCAGCUGGACGGAGCGCAACUCGGCGACGCUGCUGCUGUCGGCGCUGGUGACGCGCACGUUCGGCGUGACGCGCGCGCGCGGCGGCGAGGCGCUGGCGCUGCGCAACAAGAUGACCGGACGCAUCUUCUUCCUGCGACAUCCCAGGCUCUACGACUACAUGCUGGAAAAGCUCCAAGAAAUGAGUGAUAGUGGAAACGAGCAGAACAUCCACCCAUCACUGUACCCGAUACUGCUGCUCCUAGCUCGCCUGUAUCCCUCCUCUCUGGAGGGCACCGUCUCUAACCUUAAGCUGGUGGCGUUCGUCCCGCACGUGUUGUCGUGUGCCAAGAGUAGCGUGCUGAAGACGAGGCAGCUGGCUGCCAAGGCCAUGGUGCCUUUGAUAUCGCCCGAACAAUACCUGACCCAUAUAGAAUCAAUGUUCACCAUUCUCCACGACAUGAAUAUAAAGCGUAACUACUGCCACGGGAUCCUCCUGCAGUUGAUAAGGUUACUGGACGCGAAACCCGACGUCAGUAUAGACAGUGCUAUGGUCGAUAGACUCGCGCGCAGUGUCGAUGGCAGUGUGUGGGUGUUGGAGCAAGGUGCAGGACACACGCCUUGCUAUGUCAUUGUAGAUGAGUGGGUAAAAGUGGUCAACUUGUUGGUUUGGAGAUUCCCAACAGUUUUAAAAGAAGAAACCAUAAUAAGAAUCCUUACAUUACUACCAAUUUUAAUUUUCAACGAUAAAAUACCGCACAUAACAUCAGGCAGAGAAGUGUGUCUGGCCAACGCACUGUAUUUAUAUCUCAUUAUACUGACUAAACUUGAUAAAAUAGAUAUAAUUUGUGAAGAAGUGUUAAAGGCUCUUAAACACAAGUCCUACGACGUUGUGUUAGCAGCUUUGAAUUAUCUGUUAAUACAACACGCGAGUCUAGAAACGGAAAACAAGUUUCAAGAACAUUUAUCAGAAAUUAAUCAUGAUAAAGUACUGUUAAAACUUAAAAACAACGAGCGAUACUUAAAACUAUUGUGCGAAAUAAUGAGAACUGCAAAAUAUUUGGAAUGUAAGCAGAAGUGUUUGAAAGUUCUGACGAUAGAGGGCGACACGCAGCGAGCGAUUGUCGAUAUCGAUAGUGAAAACGAUUUUUCUAUCGACCUAAUUUUUGGAAAAUUAUUCGAAUGUAUUGACAAUUCGCAUGAAAAUUUAACACAUAUUUAUUUAGAGAGCCUGUCUCAAUUUGUUACAAAACAUUUAGACCAGUUAAAUUUGGCCCUUAUUACGGAGUUUGUAAGGACUUUAUUCAAUCAUAGCACUCCCGAUAAUAAGGACGAGAAUCGAAGUGUAGUGGUUGGAUUCUUGGAGAAAAAUGCUACGCGGUUAAUCAAUUUGGAUUUGAGUGGAUUGAGCAAAGAAAACCAAUUUGAAUACACAGCCACACUCUUCGCAACGCUAAUAACGACUCUAGAAGAUGACAGUGACACACUGCGCCAGAGAACGGCAAACACAAUUCUGUCCGUACUAGGAAUGAACUCUCGCCUCAUAUCAAGCAAAUGUGCGGAAAUACUCACGGACUAUAUGGAGAGAUAUGAAGAUAGUGUAGCAUUGUAUGUGCUGGUGGCAUUGCUCGACUUCCGGUCUGAAGUGUGUCUCACUGAUGAGCUUAAUGAUGAGUGCCGAGUCUUCGAUCAGAAUGAGCGAUACAACAUAUUUUUAGAAGAGACAAUGUGGACGAAUGAGUGUGCAAAGAAGAUUAUAAAGAUGCACAACAAUGGCUCAAAAGUUAUCGAUAACGUCUUAUCGAUUAUUGAUAAUCCGAUAUACACAAGUACUUACGACAAAUUAUGCAACAAUAACAUUGUAUUGUUCAAGAAGAUGAUGGAAGAAAACGAACAUAAAGAUGAUGCGAUAAAUCCUAAAAUUCGAUUAUUUAUUAACAUGUUAAGUUAAAUACCUAGGAUUUAUUUUUAGCUAAUUAUAAACGAUGCGCAACAUUUGCCACAAGAAAAGUUUGUAUGCCAGCAAUAUCGAUUAAAAUUCCAAGAUGACGCGCAUCAUAUUCUGAAUUUUCUAGCAAACUGACGGGUUGAGUAUGGUGUUGUCAAACAUGUUGAGCAGCAUGUUACAUAUGGGGCAUUCCACGUGAAGCGGGCACGAAAAAAAACUCGAUGUC